GAGUUGCAGCCAUGCUGUUCUGGCACACACAGCCCGAGCACUACAACCAGCACAACUCCGGCAGCUACCUGCGCGAUGUGCUCGCUCUGCCCAUCUUCAAGCAAGAGGAGCCCCAGCUGUCCCCCGAGAACGACGCCCGCCUCCCGCCCCUGCAGUACGUGUUGUGCGCAGCCACGUCCCCUGCCGUCAAGCUGCACGAGGAGACUCUGACCUAUCUCAACCAAGGUCAGUCUUAUGAAAUCCGACUGCUGGAGAAUCGGAAGCUGGGAGACUUCCAAGAUCUGAACACAAAAUAUGUCAAGAGCAUCAUCCGUGUGGUUUUCCACGACCGCCGGCUGCAGUACACAGAGCACCAGCAGCUGGAGGGAUGGCGCUGGAGCCGGCCCGGGGACAGGAUCCUGGACAUCGAUAUUCCACUGUCUGUUGGUAUCUUGGACCCCAGGGCCAGCCCGACCCAGCUGAACGCAGUCGAAUUUUUAUGGGACCCUUCAAAGAGAGCCUCGGCAUUCAUUCAGGUGCACUGUAUCAGCACCGAGUUCACUCCCAGGAAGCACGGGGGCGAGAAGGGCGUGCCUUUCCGGGUGCAGAUCGAUACAUUUAAGCAGAACGAGAAUGGGGAGUACACAGAGCACUUGCACUCGGCCAGCUGCCAGAUCAAGGUGUUCAAGCCAAAGGGAGCUGACAGGAAACAGAAGACCGACCGGGAAAAGAUGGAGAAAAGAACGGCCGAGGAGAAGGAGAAGUACCAGCCAUCCUACGAGACCACCAUUCUCACAGAGUGCUCCCCGUGGCCGGACAUGGCCUACCAGGUGAACAGUGCUCCAUCUCCAAGCUACAACGGCUCUCCAAACAGCUUCGGCCUUGGUGAAGGGAACAGUUCCCCGACGCACCCGGUGGAGACCGUGCCGCUGGGCAAUGAUCACCUGCUUCCGUCAGCCUCCAUCCAGGAUGCCCAGCAGUGGCUCCACCGAAACAGGUUCUCACAGUUCUGCCGGCUCUUCGCCAGCUUCUCGGGUGCUGACUUGCUGAAGAUGUCUCGGGAGGAUUUGGUCCAGAUCUGUGGGCCUGCAGAUGGGAUCAGACUCUUCAAUGCCAUCAAAGGCCGGAAUGUGAGGCCAAAGAUGACCAUUUACGUCUGUCAGGAGCUGGAGCAGAGCCGAGCGCCACUGCAGCAGAAGCGGGAUGGUGGUGGGGACAGCAGUCUUUGUGUGUACCAUGCCAUCUUCUUGGAAGAGCUGACUACCUUGGAGCUGGUUGAGAAGAUCGCCAACCUGUACAGCAUCUCCCCCCAGCAUAUCCACCGAGUCUACCGGCAGGGCCCCACGGGCAUCCACGUGGUGGUGAGCAAUGAGAUGGUGCAGAAUUUCCAAGAUGAGUCUUGUUUUAUCCUCAGUACCUUAAAAGCCGAGAGCAAUGAUGGCUACCACAUCAUCCUGAAAUGUGGCCUCUGAGCAGAAGUAGCAUGUAUAAAGGAGAGCCUCCCACCCCCAGCCCUGUGGAUUCCCUCGGAUGUAGAGAUUGCACCACUAUAAGCUGUGGCCUCUCCUGGCAAGCUGUGACCAGGAGGGACUUGGCCCAGUCUGUGAAAACCACGGACCAGUAACCAGCAGAAACCCGGGGGUGCGGUCUCUGGCAUGCAGAAAGCCAGGGGCUCCUCUCUCCCUUCCUCUUGGCCUCCAGCUUUUGAAUGGUUCUUUGUUCUUUGCCUGCUGUUCUAAAGAGGCACAUAGCGGGGACAUCUUCUCUGAAACCCUGCUAGUUCUUUGGGUAUCUUGGUGCCACUGUAUACUUCUGCCACUCCCCUGCCUCCAGGGAAGGCCCUGGCUCACCCCUAACCUUCUCCUUGACAAGGACUGCUGAAUGGAUGUAGGUGGUUUGAGUCCAUUCUGUCUUCCUGUUGGUCUCCCUCCUCAGAGACCCUGGUGAGCAUCGUCUCUCUGAUUCUUGGAUGGAUUGAUGGGAAUGGGAUUUAUUCUGUGCCUUCUGCUUCUCUCACCUUGACUCUUGUUUCUAAGGACCUGCCGCCACAGUGCCCAGAGAUGGGUUUUCCAGUCUCUGCAUUUGCCAUGUAUACAGCAUAGUCCAUGUGUAGGACCCACCAUCAGACCUGGGUCUACACCAUUGGGAGGGAGGGAGAGAAAAAACUGUUCCCAGGUACAUUGUCACAAGUAUAAAAGGGAUGAGACAAGAUGAUUUUUUUUUCUUUUUCUUUU
Molecule: messenger RNA, 2213 nt
Organism: Enhydra lutris kenyoni (northern sea otter)
Lineage: Eukaryota; Metazoa; Chordata; Mammalia; Carnivora; Mustelidae
Product: transcription factor CP2 like 1
Exons: 15
Coding region: 12-1451 (479 amino acids)
Biological process (GO): regulation of transcription by RNA polymerase II
Cellular component (GO): nucleus
Molecular function (GO): DNA-binding transcription activator activity, RNA polymerase II-specific; RNA polymerase II cis-regulatory region sequence-specific DNA binding
Source: RefSeq, a predicted model, not a curated record